Molecule: messenger RNA, 10830 nt
Organism: Pseudopipra pipra
Lineage: Eukaryota; Metazoa; Chordata; Aves; Passeriformes; Pipridae
Gene: FEM1C
Product: fem-1 homolog C
Exons: 3
Coding region: 282-2135 (617 amino acids)
Molecular function (GO): protein binding
Source: RefSeq, a predicted model, not a curated record
GCUGUCAUGGAGGCGUCGCAGCGAGCGCGGGCGGCGGCGGCGGGCGCGUCCAUCUGAGGGCGGCGGCGGGAGGCGGCCCGGAGCGCUCCGGGAAGAUUUAUGACAAGCACAGCCUGCGCUUCGUCAGGACCCUGUUCAGAGUCUCCAUGUUGUCCCAUCGAGAUAAGACUGAUCUGAGAAGAAGCUGGGGACGUUCUGUUUGGGCUGAGCGUUUCCAUUAAGGUCUUGACUGUGAAAAAGGCAGGCCUGUAUCCUUCAGGAAGCAGAGAGGUACAGACUAAAUGGAUCUAAAGACAGCAGUCUUCAACGCAGCUCGUGAUGGCAAGCUGCGGCUCCUUUCCAAGCUACUGGCAAGCAAAACAAGGGAAGAGGUGGCCCAACUGAUGUCAGAGAAAACCAAUGGUGCCACACCACUUCUGAUGGCAGCCCGCUACGGUCACCUCGACAUGGUGGAAUACUUGUUGGACCAUUGCUCUGCGUCCAUAGAAGUUGGUGGUUCGGUGAAUUUUGAUGGCGAGACCAUCGAGGGGGCUCCGCCGCUGUGGGCAGCGUCGGCCGCUGGCCACCUAAAGGUGGUUCAGUGUCUGUUGGAUCACGGUGCGUCUGUCAACAACACGACCCUGACAAAUUCGACACCGCUCAGAGCUGCCUGUUUUGAUGGUCACCUGGAAAUAGUAAAAUACCUUGUGGAGCACAAAGCAGAUCUGGAAGUAUCAAACCGCCACGGGCAUACCUGCUUGAUGAUCUCCUGUUACAAAGGCCACAAAGAAAUUGCUCAGUAUUUACUUGAAAAAGGAGCUGAUGUUAACAGAAAAAGUGUUAAAGGAAAUACAGCAUUACAUGACUGUGCUGAAUCUGGAAGUUUGGAGAUCAUGAAGAUGCUUCUCAAGUAUUGUGCUAAAAUGGAAAAGGACGGUUAUGGAAUGACUCCCCUCCUGUCAGCCAGUGUUACAGGCCACACAAAUAUCGUGGACUUUCUGACCCAGCAUGUACAGACUAGUAAGGCUGAGCGCAUAAAUGCGCUGGAACUUCUAGGAGCAACAUUCGUGGACAAAAAGAGAGAUCUGCUUGGUGCUUUGAAAUACUGGAAGCGAGCUAUGGAAAUGAGAUACAGUGAUAGGACUAAUAUCCUGAGCAAACCUGUGCCACAAACACUGAUUAUGGCGUAUGAUUAUGCUAAAGAGGUAAACAGCUCAGAAGAGCUAGAAAAUCUUAUUGCAGAUCCUGAUGAAAUGAGAAUGCAAGCAUUAUUAAUUAGAGAACGUAUUCUUGGCCCUUCUCACCCAGACACAUCGUAUUAUAUUAGAUACAGAGGUGCUGUCUAUGCAGACUCUGGAAACUUCAAGCGUUGCAUCAACUUAUGGAAAUAUGCUUUGGACAUGCAGCAGAGCAACCUUGAUCCACUGAGCCCUAUGACAGCCAGCAGUUUGCUAUCGUUUGCUGAACUUUUCUCAUUCAUGCUUCAGGAUAGGGCAAAAGGUCUGCUAGGCACUACUGUCACAUUUGAUGAUCUAAUGGGUAUACUGUGCAAAAGUGUUCUUGAAAUAGAACGAGCCAUGAAACAAACCCAGUGUCUUCCUGAUCCAACACAGCUGAACAAAGCCCUUUCCAUCAUUUUGCAUUUGAUUUGUUUGUUGGAGAAAGUACCUUGCAGCGCAGAACAGGAACAUUUUAAGAAACAGACUAUCUACAAGUUUCUUAAACUUCAGCCUAGAGGGAAGAAUAACUUCAGUCCACUUCACCUUGCUGUUGACAAUAAUACUACCUGUGUCGGUCGCUACCCAGUUUGUAAAUUCCCCUCUCUACAAGUUACUGCUAUCCUGGUGGAAUGUGGUGCUGAUGUAAAUGUCAGAGACUCUGAUAACAACAGUCCAUUACACAUUGCUGCACUGAACAACCAUCCAGACAUCAUGAAUCUUCUUAUCAAGUCAGGUUCACAUUUUGAUGCCACAAACUCCCAUAAACAAACUGCUAGUGAUUUGCUGGAUGAGAAGGAAAUAGCAAAAAAUUUAAUCCAGCCCAUAAAUCAUACUACUUUGCAGUGUCUUGCUGCUCGUGUAAUAGUGAAUCAUAACAUAUCCUAUGCAGGGAACAUCCCUGAAAAACUAGAGAACUUUGUUUUGCUUCAUAGAUGAUAGUGUAGUGUCCCAGAGCACUGUUUUUGAAGCACGACUUGGUGAUAAUAUUUUCCUUGAGCACUGUUGUGAUACACCAGCGUUCCCUUAGCUUGCUCCAUUUUGCUCUCAUUGGCUAAAGUGUUGUUAGCAUCAGAUCUGCAGAGUUGGUUACCCAGUAUUUAAUAUGAAUAUGCCAUAUAAUAUAUUUUGUGGAUUAUUUAGAAAUGUAAUGCCAUAUCUAGACUUUCAAAUUGUCUGCCAAAGGCUUGUCUUUUCUGGUCUUAUUUGCCUGUUGAGUGUUUGGGACUGAGACGAGUAUUUUCCACUGAUGUCUUUCUACUGUAAUUGUCAUGUGGAUUUUAUACAGUUGGAAGGUCAUCUUUUUUUGGUUUUGCUUGAGCGUUUCUACUCUUACUCUCUUCUUUUUCUAUGGACUCAUUGCUAAACUGUACAAGUUGUAUGGACUUGUUAACAUUUGCAACUACCAUAAGUGCUUUUAUCUUCUCUAUGCACUGGCUUAAACAUGACUGUUGUGUGUGAGCAUAUUUCUAUGCAGCACUUGGCCAAUUUCAACUUAAAUGCCAAUUUUGUUUAGCAGUUCGUUUGGAGCUCUUUUGAGAAUGCUGUCUUCAUAGCAUGAUAAAUUUUGGAGUUAUUUAUCAGCUCUCCAAACUUGGGUUUGACUUUUUUGACUGCUGUAACUGAGAUUGCUUUCAUCUUGUUCCUCUGGAAAUUUGUCCUAAAUUUGGGAAAAGAAAAUCUUGCUUUGUCUGAUUGUAGUCCACUUGAACUUUAAAUCUGAAAAUUGUUCUAUUGCAUCGUGCAGCUGGGGGAAGAGUCCUCAUUAUGUACAACUGACACCUUCCCCUUUGCACUAAUGUCUUGCUUGUGCUGAUUAUGUGACUAGAUGUGAAGUUUGCUCAGAGUUUAACCUCAAACCUUAAUGAUACACUUUAAUGAGAAGUAGUUCAAAUAUAUGCUGUACUUUAAAAUCUGCAAAUCUACAGAAGAAACUAAAGCAUGUUUGUGGCAUGAUGCUUAUCAGUCCAGAUCUAGACAUCACCUAGUAUAGUAAGUGGCUGUCUGCCAGGAUAUUGGAAAUUCUAUAACAGUGUCCUUUUUUCUUCUUUUUAAGUAUCUUUAGAAAUACUUGCAUGGAUUUUUCAUCUCUACUGUGUCAGCUCUACUUAACAAAAGCGGAAGUUCUGUUGUGUAUAUAGCUCCUAAUUAAAGUACAUAUUUUUAUAAUAUUUGCACAACAGCUUAGCUUCUACAACAGAAAGGGCUCUUUUGACUCGAUAAGUCUAUAAAUGAAGACCAUAAAUGUGAGUGCGAUUCAGGUAAUUAAUAUAAUUCAGCACUUUACUGUUGAUUAUUGGUAGGAUUUAUUACGGCACAUUAGCCCUGCAAAUGUCUUAAAGUGAAAUUAAUUUCUGCUGGAUAGGAUACAGGUUACUUGCAAAUUUAGUGGUCUAGCAUACUGGAUAUUUUUGACUUAAUGUCUCAUCUCAGUGGUUUGCAGUAUGUGUAUCUAUGGGGUUCUUACUCCAGAAAUUCAACAAGUUGUUUUAGAGAAAGAUAUUUAGAAUCCAAAUAAAUUAGAUUAGGAGGGUCUUUUUAAUACUUAAUGUUUAUUUUUUAAGUUGAUGUUGGAACAUUUUUGUCAUUUAAGUUGAGGAAGAAUGUGUGUUGGGAGCAUAUAAGAAUAGUACUUCCACGCUUUUGGUCUGUUUUGGCAUUUCUGUCAGUGCACAGCAUGGUGCCUACUAGCUUAGCCAUUCUUAGGAAAAUUAUGGGGAUAUUUUUAAGCAAAGAUGUGUUGAAAGCAGUGCUGUUUGUGUAUUGCCACUAUAAGACUUGCUAUUUUGAAGCAAUUUUCACCUGUUUGUCCCUUGCUAUGUCUACAUUGUAUAAAAUUACAAGAAUCAUAGGUUGGAAGAAACCCUUGAGUCCAACCCUCAACCCAGCACUGCCAAGUUCAGCACUAAACUGUGUCCUUAAGUGCCACAUCUACACAUCUUUUAAAUACCUCCAGUGAUGGUGAUUCAACUGCUUUGCUAGACAGCCUGUUCCAAUGUUUAACCACCCUUUCCAUGAAGAAUUUUUUCCUAAUAUCAAAUCUGUACCUUCCCUCGUUCAGCUUGAGGCUGUUUCCCCUUGUCCUAUCACUUGUUACUCAGGAGAAGAGACCUACUUCCACCUUGCCACAACUUCCUUCCAGAUAACUGUAGAGAACGAUAAGGGCUCCCCUUAGCCUCCUUUUCUCCAGGCUAAACACCCCCAGCUCCCUCAGCUGCUCAGACUUGUGCCCAUCUCCAUUGCCCUUCUCUUGACAUGCUCCAGCACCUCUAUGUCUUUCUUGUAGUGAGGGGCCUCACAACAAGUUGUGGCCUCAUCAGUGCUGAGUACGGGGGGAUGGUCCUGCUGGCCACGCCGUUGCUGAUAUAAGCCAGCAUGCAGGUUUUGCUUGCAUCACACAGGAGUAAAAUUCUAAUCAAUUGACUGAAUUGCUCUGGUUUGUAAUGCUUAAGACACAUGCCACUCAGCUUGUCAUUAGUGAGAACAUGUAGCUUGAUUUUUGAAUUGAUAUAUUUCAAUGCUUUUCUGCUAAUCUGUAAGUAGAGAUAAUCAACAAAUCAUACCAUGCAAGAAACACAUUAUCUGUCAAGUCAUAAGAAUAAUUCUUUUUGUAUAGGUCACAGAGAAAGGGAUUUUUAGAGUUUUUACUUUGGAAUCUGUAUUGCUCUUUAGGGGUUAUAGUUUAAAUUUAUGCCUUCAUAACUGACAAAUACCCUGUUUAGUAUUAGCUGGACAUUAUUACUUGGUUGUUCAGCCUGGAGAAGAGAAGGCUCCAAGGAGACCUUAUAGCACCUUCCAGUACCUUAAGGGGCUACAAAUGAGCUGGAGUGGGACAUUUUACAAGGUCAUUUAGUGAUAGGACAAGGGGAAUAACUUUAAACUGAAAGAGGAGAGAUUUAGAUUGGAUAUUAGGAAGAAAUUCUUCACUGUGAGGGUGGUGAGAAAUUGGAACAGCUUGUCCAGAGAGGUUGUGGCUGUCCCAUCCCUGGAAGUGCUCAAGACCAGGCUGGAUGGGGCUCUGAGCAACCUGGUCUAGUGAAAGAUGUCCCUGCCCAUGACAGAGGAGUUGGAACUACAUGGUCUUUAAGGUCCCUUCCAACCCCAACCAUUCUGUGAUUUAUGAUCAUUAGUCCAGUAAUAUAAUCUAAAAAUUGUUAAUUACUAGCAAAUUUUUAAAAUUGAAAACAUUCCCAAAAUGAAAGCAUAUCACUAUUACAUCUAUAUAAAUCUAGUGAAUGUUGCUACAAGGAAGGCUUACUGUGUUAGUUACUCUUUAGAAACAAACCAGUUUAUUAGGACAUGCUGAUAUAUUGCAUGUAGUUCUGUCUAAAUAUCUACUGAAGUGCAUCAAUCCAAAAGACUUAUCACCUCUAUGCAGAAUUUAACUUUUCGUGGUGGUGAGCCUCUCUGCUGAACACUUAUGUUGCCAGAUAACUUGGAGUUAGGUGUCCCAGAAGGAGGGUUCAUGCAUUUACGGCAACUUUGCAUUUAGCCCUGUGUGUUUACACUACCCUGUUUUAUUUCUCUUAAUUUUAAAACAGUUUGGUACAGAGCCUGUGCUGAGUAACGUGUUAGGGGUUAGUUUAGGAUUUACUGGCUGGGAAGGAGGGCUGGGAGAGCAGGUCCUGUCUGAGAUGCAUGUGCCACUAAGGCCUGUGCUAAUGGGUAGUAGCCGUUUUGCCUCCUCAGCCCUGAUACAAAGAGUUUUGUCUCCACUUCAAUAUAGAUACCAAUUUCCUGGACCAGAUAUUUUAUUUUUUUAUUAUUAUUAUUAUUGUUACUAUUGAGAGGUGGGAAUAAGUUUAUUUUAGUGAAACAUAUUGAUGUUAAAUCCAGUGGUAUUGCAAGCUGUGGUAAGGACAAGGAACUAAAGAGCAUUCAGAACACAAAGAAUGGUUUUAUUUUUGUCAUAUUUUUAACUCAUUCUUUUACUGUUCUUCUCUUUUCUUCCUAUUUGGCCUUUUUUUUUUUCUGAUGAGAUGCACUGCUUCUGAGCUACUGACACAGAAAAAUGUUGACAACACUGCGGAAAUAAUUGUACACCCUGCAGGGGUGAAACAGGUUUUACAUUGAUUAAACAACUUACAGGUUAAACUUCCUUGAGACAAAGACACUUAUACCUCCUUGCUUGUUGAGACCUCUGAAGUUACAUUUUUUGUGAAGGGGAUAUAUGCUUAAAGCAGCUUCUAAUCAUUCUGGGUUUCAACUGAAGCACUUCAACAAGGAAGAUGAAAAAUAUUCUCGUAAAAAAAUUCUAAAAUUUUAUUCCUAUUUUUGUAUCACUUAGGCUGGAAACAAGAUUCCAGUUGUCUGCGGUGUCUCUGUCCUGUUUGUUCAGUGCAGUGUAAAGAUGCUUUCUGAAAUGCAAGGCAACAGUGUGUUAGUUUUCCAUAUAUACUUUACAACAGAAAGGAAGUAGUUUUGUGUAUUUACUAAGUCCACAAAGAGCUGUCUUUUAACAACUGUUUUGUAACUGGUUAAAAUUAACUUCUUUCCAUUUUUACAAAACACUACUUUAAAAAAAGGAAUACAAUGCUAAAGCAAAAUCCUUAAAGGAGGAUUGAUAAGAAGAUUAAAACCUUUUGAGAAAAAAAUGUGCCUCUUCUCAGUUUUGUAUCAGCUGCAAGGUGACAGUGGCAGGAUAUGACUGCUCUUGAAAUAGCUUCCUCAUGCAUUGAAGUAUAGAGUGGAAGGACUGUUAUACUCUAAAAUGCUGAGAAGCACGAAAAAGUAGACUAAACACUAAUUUUACCUUCUGUGACUACAAUGAAUCUGACUGGUAUUUAACGCUUCAAAGUGAUUUUGGGGAAGUUGACGAGAGACAUACUAGACUGCUCUUAUUUCUUGGCUGUGAGUGUAAAAGUAACUGUUGAGCCCUCAGUGAGGGCAGAACAAAAAGCUGUUGUUGGUUUGGUUUUAACUAACAUUGUCCUUGUGUUCCAUUCUAUCGCAAAGACUUCCUAUGCAGGGCUAGCUCCGUGUAUGGAAAUAUUGCAGUUUCUUUUUUACGUGAAGUAAUUUAGCUUUAACGGUAAUGUAAAAAAGGAAUAACAAGCAUAUUUCUCUGCUCUUACUCUCCUUAGGCUCCAGAUGCAGAAUACAUUAAAAAUAUGUUUUGGAGAACACCUGUGUGAGUCUAUAUAUCUGUUUCCUCUAGGGUACUGCAAUACUGGUUGGUAAACUGCUUUUUCUGUUGAGUAUGAGUAGCUAAAUGUGACUGCUGCAGCUUUAGACUUUGAUCUUCAUGUCAUUAAGAAUUGUAUCUUAAACAAAAUGUCAUGUUUCAUGCUCUUUCUUUCUGUGAAAUGGUGGUCCAGUCAAGCCUUUGAAUUUUGGUAGUGGGUAAUAAUAAAGAAAAGGCUUAAACUGGAUGAUAUAGUAGAGAUUAUUUUCCCAGUUUCUAGAAAAAAGCAGUUAGUCAUACUGUUAACUCUGUGGAAACAGUACUUUUAGCAUAAAGUAUAAGUAAGCAACAGGCACUUUAUCAAAAAGGUUGUACAAAUUCAUUUUCUUCUUAAAGUAUCUCCCCUGUUGCAUAAACAAUUCGAAAAAUAGACUAAUAAAAUACUUCAAGGGUGAAAGAAGUAUAGGAUCCUUAUUAAGGCAGCUAGGAAAUUGAACACUUUGAAGAACAUUAUCAUUAUAAGUUCAAAAUAUUUUUAGAGUUAAGCACAGUAGUCACAGUCUAUCCGAUAAGGCAGUGCACAUUUCAGAGAGCUGAAAUUUUAGAUUAGGCCUAAUCAGUAACAACAGCAUCAGAAAUGAUGAGGUUCUGGAAGAGGAAAACUGAUCCGAGCUUUCACAGUAAGAUAAUUGUCACACAGAUGGCUUUAAUGAUUUGAAUGUAUUCUCUUAAUUAGGAAAGGGAAGAACUGGAAAGGAUCAUUUACAUCGUUAUUCAUCCCUCUGCAGUUGCAGAUGCUGAAAGAUGUCUGCUGUUACCUAAGCUGUGUAACUAUGCAAAAAUGCUUCUUGGCAGUAGCAAAUGCUGGCUGUCAGUUGAAGACCCAAACUCACCAUACCAAGUCAUGCAGGACUAGGGCAAAAGAGACGAAGUGUGUGGUAUAUUACUCUGGCAAAGGCAAUCCAUUUGUUUGUUUUCCACAUAAUAUCCAGAGGGCCAAAUGCCAUCCACAGUGAACAGCAGAAAGCCCUUCCCCUUCACGCUAAAUCAAAGUCUUACCUUGCAGUUGAUCUUAGCAUUCAGAAGAAUUGAGGAGAGGCUAUACUCAGGAAUUAGGAACAGCAAUAUUGAAUUAUGCAUACAGGAGAAAAAAAAAAUUGCUUUCUGGUCCCUGUAAGUGCUUGUUGAAAGCCAGUAAGUGUGAGGCAAUGUAGAUGAUGAAAAUGGCAACCAUGUCUCCCAUCAGAUCAUAAGACAUGUGGGUUCCUAUCUGAAGUUAAAAGGAUUGCUUCUUCUCCUGAAAAUUUAUUGAGUCUUAAGUUCCUUGCCAGAAUUUCUCUUUAGAAGGCAUUUGGGACUCCAGUCUGUCAAUGAUUAGGAACCUAAUUCCCAAUUCACAGCUUUGUUUGUUUAUCUUCUCAUAGUUUUAGCACUUGUCUGUCCUUCAGCCAGUUCCUUUUCUCAGCCUUCAUGUGGUUAGGCUACACCAACCAGCCAAACGCCCCCCUAAGAUGUAAGGAUGAGCAAAAAGCAGAAUAAUCCACAGGUAAGCCGACAGAAUGUUUCUGUUCUCCCUUUCCCCCUCUCUUGAUUGUAUGCUACCACAAAUACCAGGAUUCACUGAUUCAUUAAACAUAUUUUGCUGCUGAACUGGCAAUUUAAAUUGCCAAUUCUUUCCUUGUUACAACGGGAGGGAUUUUUUGCAGUAAAUAGUCACUUGUUUUCAGAUACUGUAGCUUGUGUCCUAUUCUGAUUUUUUAGGUCCCUAGAUGUUAUUUUCUUCUAUUCACACACAGCAUUAUCCUAACUAGAAUGCGAGGCAAAAUGUUCAGUGAAUGAGACAAACAUGGAUUAUUUUUUAUUUCCAUCCCAUAGUUUUAAAAUAAUAACCUUGCUUUUUCUUAUUUUUUUUUCCACAUGUGUGGCUACAAGGCUUGCACUGUACUUUUUUUUGCUAUCCUAUAACGUAGAGUCCUAAGCUGACUGUGCUCUUUCUCUGUUUUUCUGGCUUUGCUGGUUGAGGGAAAUACAUCACCUGCUUUAUCAUUACCUCACCUACUCUGUGAGGGAGAUGCCCAUUGUGUUGUACAUGAGGAGUGCUCAUGGCACUUCCAGUCCCACCUUGUGGUAACCCCAGGGCCAAAGAGCAGAUCUGUGAGAAGAGUGGUCUGUGCAGAGAACACUCACCCCAGCAUUGUAGUUUAGAUCAGGGGUGUGCUUUUCAAAUCAGUCUCCAGAUUGUCCUUACUCUGCUUGUUUGUGUUCAUAUCACUGAGGUCUCUUAGUCCCCAGACUGGAUUCCUUUUGAAUGCAACUGAGCUGAAAAAUGUGCUCCAAAAGCUCACCUAACAGGCUUUGACCACUAAUGGGUGUCCAGUUCUUGGGAGAAGACUUUAUCUUCUCCCAUUCCCUAUUUCACCCCCUCAAAAGUGUCACAGACUUUUGAUCCUUGGCAUCAACUUCUCCAUGUGACAGAUCUGCUUCUUGCUAAUACAAGGGUAGCGUACUUUUCAGUUUCUCUUCUGAUAUUAAACAUUACAGAAUCACUUAGGUUGGAAAAGACCUCUGAGAUUGAGUCCAACCUUUGAGCCAACACCACCUUGUCAACUAGACCAUGGCACAGAGUGCUACAUCCAGUCUCUUCUUAAAUACCUCCGGGGACGGUGACUUCACCACCUCCCUGGGCUGCCCAUUCCAAUGUCCAGUCAUUCUCUCUGUAAAGAACUUCUUCCUAAUGUUCAACCUAAACCUCCCCUGGCACAGCUUAAGACCAUGCCCUCUUGUAUUGCUGGUUGCCUGGGAGAAGAGACCAAUACCUUCCUGGCUACAGCCUCCUUUCAGGUGGUUGUAGAGAGUGAUGAGGUCUCCCCUGAGCCUCCUCCAGGCUAAACAACCCCAGCUCCCUCAGCCACUCCUAAUUGCUUCACCAGCUCCAAUAGCUUCACCAGCCUCAUUGCCCUUCUUUGGACAUGCUCCAGCACCUACACUGGUUUUUCUUUUCUCUUUCUUGUAGGUGGUUAUUGCCUAUCUAGGAUAACAUCCCAUAAUCUGUGCUUUGAGCUGGAAAAUGAAAAUGUAGUUGAUUGCUAAGAUGGAUCUACCACAUCAUUAACUGCUGGAAAAUGAAUCAGCUGUGCUGUAUGUAUUGCUGAUGCUUCCUCCUGACAGUAUUACUGACCUUAGUACAAAAUGCUGUUCACGUGUUGUAAAGAAAUAUUUACUCCAUUAUACAAAUGCAGAAACUAAGACACAGACUCUUAAAAUGAUCACAGGAAGUUUGGGCUGUGGCAAGGAACAAGGUUCUUUAAUUUUAAGACUCUUUGCUCCAGGUAUGGUUUGACAUGGUGAUUUCAUACAUGAAGAGUCUGCUAUGAAACAAAACAAAACCACCAAGAAUUUCUUAGAGAAAUCAGGCUAGUGUCAUUGCACAGUCUUAAUGUAUGUGUCUAUCCAUCUUCUCAGUAAUUUCUGAACAUGUUGGGCCAGUUUAAUAAACUCAACAGAAAUAGA